GUGCACACCGCACUCGCCGAUGCGACCGUCGGCCCCGCAGGAGGUUCAGUGUGGAUCGGACGGUGGAAGGAGGAAGACGUUAGCGACUCCUUGCUGUGAGAACAAUGGAUAACAUGUCAUUCGGGACCGACGGUACAGACCCCCUCGGGGCGGGGAUCCCCUCGGCCGACGGCAAGCGGAAGGCGCCGCCCGACCCCAACAAGGUGGUCGCGGUGCUGGGCACUGGCGACUACGGGCGGGCCAUCUCCCGCCGCCUCGUCAACUCGGGCUUCUCCGUCCUCAUGGGCUCCAGGGACCCCGACAGGAGCCAAGUCAAGAACCUCGUGAAGCAAACGGGCGCCACGCUAAGCAGCCAGGAGGAGGCGCUGAGGGCGGCGAAGGUGGUGGUGGUGGCCGUCGGGAGGGACCACUACGACUACCUGCCCAUCUCGCUCCUGAGGAACAAGGUCCUCGUCGACGUCUCCAACAACACAGAGCGGCGCAGAGGACCUCAUUACCGCAGCAACGCAGAGUACCUGCAGGGCCUGAUUCCGGAGGCCAAGGUGGUCAAGGGCUUCAACGUGCUGUCGGCCUACGCGCUCGAGAACGGUGGCCUCCAGGGCAGUAAAGAGGUGUUCAUCGCGGGCGACAAUGCGGAGGCGAAGGCGGCGGUGGCGGAGGUGGCCCGCGUGAUGGGCUUCCACCCGGUCGACUGGGGCAGCCUGCAGGCCUCCAGGGACAUCGAGGACGUGCCCCUCAAGUUCAUGCCGUCGUGGAAGCGCCCCGUGGCUGUCGUUUUCGGCCUCUUCGUGUUCCUGUGGCUCCUCGCCUUCCUGUCGUUCCAGAUCUGCUACAACCUGUAUCUUGGCGGAUGGGAAUGGGGCUGGAAGCAUCUUGGAAUGCAGAACUUCAACCGAGUAAUUGCUAUCCUUGCUCUGUGGACGCUCUCCUUCUGCUACAUUCCUGGCCUGAUAGCCGCCUACAUCCAGCUGUGGCGCGGGACGAAGUACAGCCGCUUCCCCAAGUGGCUCGACGACUGGCUCAAGAUGAGGAAGCAGCUCGGACUGAUCAUGCUCGCGCUGGCUGGCAUUCAUGCUUGCAUGUCCGUGGCCUACAUCACCCCGAAGACGACCGAGUGGGUGUACGAGGAGCCGACGAAGAUCAAGGCGCUGGUGGAGAUCGACAAAAACACGACGGAGACGAAGACGCUCAAGCUGUAUGACUCGGAGUUCAACUGGCGAGGGGAGCUGUUCCUCACCAUGGGAGCCAUCUCGACGUGCCUGUUGGUGGUGCUGGGCAUCUCGUCGCUGCCGUCCGUGACCGCCACGCUCUCCUGGCGCGAGUUCACCUUCAUCCAGAGCAAGCUGGGCUGGGUGGCGCUCGUCGCCGCCUGCGCCCACGACAUCUUCCUCGCCUGGAACUACAUGUUCCUCUACUGGGGAUGCUUCAACACCCUGCCCAUCGGGCCACAGUAUGCAUUAUACCCAGCAUUCAUCGCAAUCAUCAUGAAGAUCCCGCUGCUGCUGCCACCUGUUGACAACUACUUACAGAAAAUCCGCAAGGGUUACGAGCGCAACAGUAAUUAUGAAUCGGGCAAAGUUGAAGUUGCAUAAGCGUGGCGGCAUUUCGGGUGCGCUUGUGCUGUAUAGCGUGAAUCUCUCUAUCGUGUGAUGUGUAUCCUUUCCCGUGGAUAUUGUAGAGAGACUAUUGUUUUUUCGUACAUAAACUUUUAUGUAGGUUUCAUCACGUGUUAUACUUUCCAUGUGCUAUGAGACUGCGAGUGUGAAAUGAAUGGAAACUGGUAACUCAGUUGUGAUAGGAUAUAAUCUACUACACGUUGUUUUCUUACAUUACUGGUGUACGCUGAUAUUUUCACUUAAUUAUCUAGUAGAAAAUGCACUGAAGUGUGUUGUAUGGGAAGACGCUUCAGCGAAAUUGAAGUGUAGAAAUUAAAAUAAAAGUAUUUUUGGUACUUUCUACCGUGCUAUAUUUGACAAAACAAUACGAAAAAAUAUAACAAUACCCUUGUCUCUAAAUGAUCGGAAUAUUAGUUCUGAUUAUUGUGCAGUGGUUAA
Penaeus chinensis is the source of this 2054-nucleotide messenger RNA. Its product is annotated as metalloreductase STEAP4-like. The record is from RefSeq and is a predicted model, not a curated record. The transcript is spliced from 11 exons. Gene Ontology annotation, cellular component: endosome; plasma membrane. Lineage: Eukaryota; Metazoa; Arthropoda; Malacostraca; Decapoda; Penaeidae. The coding region runs from base 105 to 1592 and encodes 495 amino acids. Gene Ontology annotation, biological process: copper ion import. Gene Ontology annotation, molecular function: cupric reductase (NADH) activity; ferric-chelate reductase (NADPH) activity.